Messenger RNA from Aspergillus ruber CBS 135680, 972 nucleotides. It is a transcript of the gene glcA, whose product is annotated as type 1 serine/threonine-protein phosphatase catalytic subunit GLC7. Gene Ontology annotation, molecular function: protein serine/threonine phosphatase activity. Gene Ontology annotation, cellular component: nucleus; cytoplasm. The record is from RefSeq and is a predicted model, not a curated record. NCBI's taxonomy places the organism in Eukaryota, Fungi, Ascomycota, Eurotiomycetes, Eurotiales, Aspergillaceae. The transcript is spliced from 4 exons. Bases 1 to 972 code for a protein of 323 amino acids.
AUGGCUGACCAGGAAGUGGAUUUGGACUCGAUCAUUGACCGUCUCUUGGAGGUGAGGGGUAGCCGGCCUGGAAAGCAGGUUCAACUCUUGGAAUCAGAGAUUCGUUUUCUCUGCACUAAGGCGAGAGAAAUCUUUAUCUCUCAACCCAUCCUGCUGGAGUUGGAAGCACCCAUCAAGAUUUGCGGUGAUAUCCACGGCCAAUAUUAUGAUCUUCUGCGUCUCUUCGAAUACGGUGGCUUCCCGCCGGAAGCCAACUACCUUUUCCUCGGUGAUUACGUCGACCGUGGCAAGCAGUCCCUCGAAACCAUCUGCCUUCUCCUCGCGUACAAGAUCAAGUACCCCGAAAACUUCUUCGUUCUCCGUGGUAACCAUGAGUGCGCCUCCAUCAACCGAAUUUACGGUUUCUACGAUGAGUGCAAGCGGAGGUACAACAUCAAGCUCUGGAAGACAUUCACCGAUUGCUUCAACUGCUUGCCCAUUGCGGCCAUUAUCGAUGAGAAGAUCUUCACCAUGCACGGUGGUCUCAGUCCCGACUUGAACUCGAUGGAACAGAUCCGCCGUGUCAUGCGUCCUACUGAUAUUCCUGACUGCGGUCUUCUCUGCGAUCUCCUCUGGUCCGACCCCGACAAGGAUAUCACCGGUUGGAGCGAAAACGACCGCGGUGUGUCGUUCACCUUCGGUCCCGACGUCGUCUCACGAUUUCUGCAGAAACACGAUAUGGAUUUGAUAUGCCGCGCCCAUCAAGUCGUCGAGGAUGGUUAUGAGUUCUUCUCGAAGCGACAACUCGUAACAUUGUUCAGCGCUCCCAACUACUGUGGAGAAUUUGACAAUGCUGGUGCGAUGAUGAGCGUCGAUGAGAGCUUGCUUUGUUCGUUCCAGAUCUUGAAACCAGCAGAAAAGAAACAAAAGUACGUCCACGGGGGCAUGAGCUUCGGCAGGCCCAUCACUCCUCCGCGAAAGCAAAAGAAGUAA